AUUGAAACGGCGGCGCAACAAAGAUCUAACUGUAAAUUACAGUGCCUUCCAUAAAAACAAAGCACCGCAGCACUACAUCAAGCAGCAGCAGGAUCAGCAACAAAUGCCACACUACACUUCGCUAAGGAUAACACGCUCCUUUAGUAUGAAAUGAGGCGACCAGGCAAGCGCCUCGCCAUCGAAGAUCGCCCCAACAGAGUACGGACCAGGACACGGCGACAGGCACAGGCACAGACACAGGCACAACACCUGGCAGGAGCAUCGGAGUCGGCAAGGGGUUCUGGCCCGGGAUCGAAAGCAUGAACAGGGACAAUCUGCAGCAGUGGUGGGAGAACUCGUACCGGCGCCAUCAUCCGGAGCCCACUUAUGAACUUGGCCUGGAUUCCGCGGAGCUGCACCUCGCCCUCCGGGAGCCCAACCAGCUGCCCGCUGACUACGACUAUGGCAACUUCAGUCUGGACAAUCCGUAUGACGUGGACUCGGAGCACUCCAUUACCCCGCUGACGCUGCUUCUGCUCGCGGUCAGCUAUGGCCUGGUGGUUUUCGGCGGCGUCGUGGGCAACUCCACACUGGUCCUGACCCUCUGCUCUGCCUCAUCGGUGCGCCUGCGCAAUCCGCUGCUGCUGGCCGUCUGCAUUGCCGAUCUCCUGGUCACCGGGAUCUCCGCUCCGGUCACGCUCCUCAAUCUCGCGAUGAACCGACGGACGCGCUCGCUGCCCCUGGUGCUGUGCAAGGUCAUACACUACGUACAGGUCAUGCCCGUUUCGGCCAGCACUAUUUCGUUUUUCAUGCUCUCCCUGGACCGCUACGCCACAGUAAAGCAUCCGCGAUUGGCGCAACUCCGCCAGCGGCGCUACUUGCACGUCUCCCUGGCGUUGUUCUCCUGGUUCGCCUCGGCGGCCAUCAGCACUCCCUUUCUGUUUGCCUACAAGAUCAUCGCCAAAUCAAUGGUGGUCAAGGGCGGGGGAGCGGCAAACACCACGCCGAACCCGGUCAGCAUCAGCUGCACUUCCGACCUGGGCGCCAACGCCAUGUUCAUGUCCUUCAUCAUCUUCCACACCAUCGCUGUGUUCGUUCUGCCUGGCAUUGGCGUGCUGCUUAACCACUAUGGCGUCCGACGUAAACUCUGCGCCCUAUCGCUGACGGCUCGGGCUGCCCACGGCGAGCUGCCCCUGCCCAUUCCCAUCCUGCGGCGCCAGACCCACAUGGUGAUCGUGACGGGCUGCCCCAACGCCCAGCAGGCGGCCUGCGGUGGUGGCACCACGGCGGACGACACCUCGAACGGGAACGGCACGGGCCCCGGCGGCGGUCCCAUGGCCGUCAGUCCAGGAGACAUCCAGCUGCACACCCUGCAGCCGCGCCAACAGGGUUCCGCCGGAUCCGCCCUCGAACCUGGCUCCUACCGCUCUAGCAAUCCCAUAUCGCCCAGGGCCAUGAGGGAGAUUCGCGCCCACUCGCAGCGACAGCGCAUCAACCGAGCAGGCAGGGGACCAGCGACUCCCGGCAUCCCACUGCCCCAGACGUCGACGCUGCGGUCGCGAAGGCACCUGGCCAACAUGCUCAUCGCCUCGGCAGUGAUCUUCAUCGCCUGCUGGUCACCGCACGUCUUCUGCAUCUUCUACAAGAACUUCGGCAGCAAUCAGCAGUGCAGCCAGACCUCUGUUUACUUCAGCCUCCUGCUAGGAUACUUCUACUCGGCCAUCAGUCCGGUGAUCUACUGGGCGCUCAACCACAAUUCGCUUCGACAAUCUCCCUGCGCGCCCAUCAUCCGCCUGCGCUCCAUGCAGAACUUUCUGAGGUCGCGCUUCCGGACGCACACCGCCCCGCCGCCUCCCUCGUCCACCAACGAGGCGGCCUUGGGGGCCUUCAACCCCAAGCUGAUCAAGCUAACACCGAAACAGUAUAGAGCUCAGGCCUCUUCGCAUUAUCUCUACUAGUGUGAUACUAAGCUAAACUUGAUAUACAUAUAUACACAUUUAUAUACACGCAUAUAUAGUAUAUUUUUUACCUACGCCCUAACCCCCCUCGAACCCCCUAGUACCGAAGACCCCCCGACCCUCUAGUACCGAACUCCGAACCCGAACUUUGACCCAACCGAACGAAACUAUCUAGAUGUUUUUCAAAAGCUCUACGCAACAAUUGCAUAAUACGAAAGAUACUUGCUACAUAUAUAGAGUACAUACUACCUUACAUAGCAGUGUUAGUCGACGCUUAUUUACACGAUGUUGUGCGCCUGAAGCUAUGCAAUAAGGACACCGGAGUCCUGCGGCAACUCUUGCCUAUAACGAGGAGCACUGGUAACGAAAGCAAGUGAAAAAAAAAACAUGAAAAAAAUACAAAAAUAACGAAACCCUUCUAGUGACUUGUUCGAAUUGUUGUUUAGUCUUUUAAGCUGAAAUAUUGUACUAUGUUCCUUCUCAUAGAUAAGCAAUAAGUGAACGCUUUAAGCCAAGUUAAACAAACGGAAAACGAAUCAAACUAAACUAAAACUCGAUCUAAAACUUUUAAACGAUUUAAACGUAAACUCGAAUGCAUACCUAACGAAACAUUAAUAAUUAUAUACAUAUGCGACUACAUACAAAGAAUAACUAACAAGUGAAUAACUAAAAAAUGAAUGUAAAUGUGAGCAAAAACAAAAAGGAUAACAAUUAGUAUUGUAUACAUAUUCUUCGACUUAAUUCUUUAUACACUUUUUCUAACCAUUUUUAAUAUCGUUCAGUAAACUGAACACGGUGUAUAGUGCAAUUCAAGCUGCUGGAAAUAUUCGCGUUUCAGAUGCCAGAGCCACCCAAAGGAUCGGACUCUGGAUCGGGUUUCAUUUCACCUUAUUCAGUGGCCACCGUAUUUCUAAUUUGCCAAACUUUUGUACAUGCUCCCCUGCGAGCGACUCUCUUCUUACUCCCCCUGGUUUUUGGUUCUAUCCUUGGAGUACCUUGUUUAGAGCCAUCUGAAGCAGCAGCUGUUGUUAUCGCCUUGGAAUUAGUGGCUAUAAACCUUAAGCUAACUUUAAAUAACCAUCGUUUUGUACUUUACAAA
This is a messenger RNA of Drosophila teissieri, 3036 nucleotides long. Its product is annotated as 5-hydroxytryptamine receptor. Gene Ontology annotation, molecular function: G protein-coupled receptor activity. Bases 300 to 1937 code for a protein of 545 amino acids. The transcript has 5 exons. Gene Ontology annotation, cellular component: membrane. NCBI's taxonomy places the organism in Eukaryota, Metazoa, Arthropoda, Insecta, Diptera, Drosophilidae. Gene Ontology annotation, biological process: G protein-coupled receptor signaling pathway. The record is from RefSeq and is a predicted model, not a curated record.